UCUCGUAUUCGCUGUCUAUCUCUUUCUGAUAUCAAUUCGCUUCCAGACAAAACAGAAUCCCAAAUCCCUACUCUGGCUGUUGUUCAUGGUGGAAAUCGCCGCGUGUGAUUUCAUGCUCUUCUCUCACUCUGCGAGGGUAACCGCGCAGUUGUUUUUCUCUCUCUCUGCUGCCUCUGCUCUCUCCUUUGGUUCCUGCAAGCAACGCUGGUACUACCGCUGCCUCGGCCUUGAUCCCUGAAAGAAUCCAAAACCCAUUAUUUCCUCUCUACCAAUCUAAAUUACUUUCUCAUCAUCCAUCAUCGCCUUGAUCUGUGAUCUUAUCGAGUUUCGUUUAUUUCGCUUUGAUUCGAUUCGAUUCGAUUCGAUUCUCUUAGCCCUUCAUCGUUCAGUUAUAUCUUCGAUUAGAAAACAAUAACAACGAAAAACGGAAGAAUGUUGCUUCAGAAACCCAAGAAGAACAACCAGUGCGUCAAGGGAAACCGUCUCUUGAUCAACAUCAAUGUCCUGGGCAGCGCUGGACCCAUCCGUUUCAUCGUCAGUGAGGAAGAGCUCGUCACGGCGGUCAUCGACACCGCCCUUAAAUCUUAUGCUCGCGAGGGUCGUCUCCCUGUUCUUGGCUCUAAUCUCAAAAAUUUCCUCCUCUACUGCGCCAAUGCCGGAGGCGAUGCUUUGAAUCCAUGGGAUACCAUUGGAUCACGCGGAGGAAGGAAUUUUGUGAUGUGCAAGAAGCCGCAACCCCAUCAGGAAACCAGGUCGGUUGGACGAGGGAUUCCAGUUGAAGCUGGAAAAUCUUCGCCGUCACCGAUGAUUUCUACUGCUCGGAAGGGGAAUAGUAGCUGGAAAUCAUGGCUUAACAAGUCCAUUAGUCUAAAGAUCUCUUCGCAUUGAAGCAAAAAUCUGAAAUUCAACCAUAAAGGAGGAAGGAAGCAG
Molecule: messenger RNA, 930 nt
Organism: Telopea speciosissima
Lineage: Eukaryota; Viridiplantae; Streptophyta; Magnoliopsida; Proteales; Proteaceae
Exons: 2
Coding region: 433-888 (151 amino acids)
Source: RefSeq, a predicted model, not a curated record